GCAGCUCUGGGGGCAAUGCAGCAUUGUUCUCCGUCUGUCCCUCUGUCCGCAUUGCAAGAACCAAACACAGAAACUGACUCCCCAAUGCCGCUCGGAUAACGGCUCACCGACUGGAAACCCUCCAACUCCCCAGCGGAGGGGGGACAACAGGGAUCUUACCCUCCCUUAUUCACUGCGAUAUAUUUAACAUUCCUCGUGGAUAGCAUACUGAGGGAUAGAUACCGAGGGCGCAGAGAGAAUAUAAUUAAUCGUGGAGAUGGAAAUACGUAAAAGACUAAUCGCGGUCUAAGCAACUAAGCCUCUUGUCGGCAGGAAGCUUCGGAGGAGCUGGAAGACACCCCGGUGAGUGUCUGACAUUCCUACGUUGAUCCGAGAGAGCGGAGGUUUGACACCGAGGGCAGAUUAACCGGUGGGAAAACUCCGCGAAAUGCAUCUCUCCCUGCCGGAUUUAAAGGAGGCCACAACGUGAUCCAGCGAGCAGGGGUCUGACCGUACGGGACCUGCGCCAACCGAGGAUCCGUCCGUUGUCCCGUCGUCCGUCGGUCUCCUGAGGAAUAGCUGAGGGGACGUACCACUCUGUUACCCAAAGUACGUAGACCAGGAGCGGUAGACAGCGGUAGACUAGGAGUGGUAGACAGCGGUAGAGUUUCCGUCCGUUGUCCCGUCGUCCGUCGGUCUCCUGAGGAAUAGCUGAGAGGACGUACCACUCUGUUACCCAAAGUACGUAGACCAGGAGCGGUAGACAGCGGUAGACUAGGAGUGGUAGACAGCAGUAGAGUUUCCGUCCGUUGUCCCGUCGUCCGUUGGUCUCCUGAGGAAUAGCUGAGGGGACGUACCACUCUGUUACCCAAAGUACUUUGGAUUAAUGUACAACACAGGCUCACGGAGGGAGAACGUGAUUCUGGGUUUCCUGCAGGGCUGGAGUACAUGAGUGAUACAGGCCUGGAGUGAGCCUGUACUAUCAGGAUUGGUGUUGGCAUGGCUCAAGUCCACCUUUUGGACCUUCUUUUCAUCAUGACUGAUCAGCUUGACCACAGACCCUGAGGAGAGAGAGCCUGUAACUGCCGGAGGAUCUUUCCUAAGAGGACGGGGCCUCUAUGUAACACAAAGAGAUCUAAGUCAGACGAUACAAAGACUCUACUACGACGACAACAGAACAACAACAAAACAACAGGAAAACUCAGGCUUUGCUUUUGAGAGGAAAAGCCUGCAGCUUUGUCUGAGUUUGAGUGGAGAUGCUUUUUCCACCACUGACAGUCAUGGCAAAGCCUUUGAUGGCUUUGAUUGGCUGACAAAACAAGAGGAGGGUCAGCUCAAAAAACACAAGGAUCAGUUUAAGUUCAAACACACUGAUCCGGGUCACAAUAUUAACCAAGGGUAUAACCAAACACCUUCCCUCUCUCUCUCUCUCUCUCUUACUACGCAAAUAAACUUAAGCUUUCUGAAAAGGACUUAAUAGGAAAGAUUUCAACGUAAAUCUCGAUUGGAUCUGCUGGAUUGGGAAAAGAUUCUUCGGUGGUUGGAUAUCGAUUCUUCUAAAUCAGGGAGAAGACACCACAACCUCAAAACAAGAUGGCCGCCCAAUGCAAGAACUUCCUGCUCUUCUUGACUAGGGUAGGACUACUUCUGGGUCUGGCUAACCCUCUGGUGACCUCCGCCUCCUGCCCCUCGGCCUGCCGGUGUGAUGGGACCUUCAUCUACUGUAAUGAUCGAGGCCUCACGUCUAUCCCUACCGGCAUUCCACUGGAUGCUACUAUUCUCUUCCUCCAAAACAACAGGAUCAAGAGCGCCGGCAUCCCCACCGAUCUGAAGAGGCUAAGCAACGUCGAGAAGAUCUAUCUGUACUGCAAUAAUCUGGACGAGUUCCCCCAAAACCUGCCGAUCGGGGUCAAAGAGCUGCAUCUACAGGAGAAUAAUAUCCGCAUGAUUACGCAUGCGUCGCUGGGUCAGAUCCCGCUGAUCGAGGAGCUGCACCUGGAUGAUAACUCCGUCUCGGCGGUUAGCAUCGAGGAGGGAGCGUUCAGGGACAGCUACCACCUGAGACUACUCUUUCUCUCCAGGAACCAUCUGAGCACCAUCCCGUCUGGCCUCCCGCAGACCAUCGAGGAGCUGCGCUUCGACGACAACCGCAUCUCGUCAAUAUCAGAGGCAUCCCUGCAGGACCUGAUCAACCUAAAGAGACUCGUCCUGGACGGGAACCUGCUCAACAACCGCGGCAUCGGCGAAAUGGCCUUCAUCAACCUGAUUAAUCUCACCGAGCUCUCCCUGGUGAGAAACACCCUUACGUCGCCGCCGGCUAACUUACCAGGAACCAGUUUGGAGAAACUGCAGCUCCAAGACAACCACAUCAACCGGGUACCGGCCGGAGCUUUUGCUUUCCUCAGGCAGCUGUAUCGGUUGGAUCUAUCAGGCAACAACCUGAGCAGUCUGCCUCACGGAGUGUUCGAAGACCUGGAUAACCUCACGCAGCUCCUGCUCCGUAACAACCCUUGGCAGUGCACUUGCCGGAUGAAGUGGGUGAGAGACUGGUUAAGGUCCCUGCCGACAAAAGUCAACGUCCGAGGGUUUAUGUGCCAGGGACCAGACAAGGUCAAGGGCAUGGCUAUUAAGGAUUUGUCCAUGGACUUGUUUGACUGUGGAGGAUCUGACUUGGGCAGGGGCCAGGGGGAUCCUACCGAGACCAGCACUGUCUCUAACACCUUACUGCCCUCACAACCCCAAUGGCCCUCCUUUGUGACCAAAAGACCGGUGGUGAGAAUGCCUGACAGGAAUAAGAACUACCGAAGUACUACGACACCGUCAGGAAGAAAGAUCAUCAGGAUCAGCGUGAAGUCGAGCAGUGCAGAGACAGUGCACAUCUCCUGGAGGGUUUCUGUACCCUUGACUGCCAUGAGGCUCAGCUGGUUAAAACUGGGCCACAACCCUUCGUUCGGUUCCAUCACGGAGACCAUCGUACAGGGCGAGAAGAAGGAGUACCUCCUAACAGCUCUAGAACCGGAAUCCUCGUACAGGAUAUGCAUGGUUCCCAUGGAGACCAGCAACAUUUACUUGACGGACGAGACACCAGUUUGCAUAGAGACAGAGACCAGUUCUCUGAAGGCUUACAAACCCACCACCACACUGAACCGCGAGCAGGAAAAGGAGCCUUACAACAAUUCCAGUCUGCCUUUAGCCGCGAUCAUCGGAGGGGCCGUGGCUCUGUUGGCAAUAUUAAUGCUGGCGUUUGUGUGCUGGUACGUGCACAGGAACAGUUCACUGUUUUCCAGGAAUUGCACCUACAACAAGGGACGUCGGAGGAAGGACGAUUACGCCGAGGCGGGGACGAAAAAGGAUAACUCAAUCUUGGAGAUACGAGAGGCCUCUUUUCAGAUGAUCCCCAUACACCCUGUGCCCGUGUCCAAAGAGGAGUUUGUGAUACAUACGAUUUUCCCUCCGAACGGAUUGAGUCUGUACAAGAGCCCGCACAGCGAGACCAGUACUAGCAACAGAAGCUACAGAGACAGCGGAAUACCUGAUUCAGACCACUCGCAUUCAUGAUAUUGAUAACGCGGGAACAUUUCGUUAUAAAUGAGUGCGUUCGUUGAUGACAUGAAACUAAAGUGGCUAAAAAACAUUGUUAUAAAACACUGGAUCUACAAGACUGAGUGGGGAAGCUUUUCUUCUGUACAUUUGCUCAUAUUAUUUAUAUUUAAGGACAUUUUAUGACAAAGAGGAGAAUAAAUGUGGUUCACAGAUAGUAGGGCCAUCACUGAGCCGCAGGUCAGUGUUUGUUGUAACUAAAACUGCAAUUCUAUAUUUUAGGGGUUGGUAGUAAUUUGUAUUGUAUUUUUUUUGUUUUGUUUUGCUUACGGUUACCCUAACAACCAACUAUAAAAAAACAAACUCUGUUCUACUGAGAUAUAAAGACUUGUCAACUGUGAAAGUGGGUUUUCAUUGCUGUGUUGAACAAUCAGACUUUAGAGAACCUUGUAGAAUAAAGCACAGGUCUUUACACUCGUUUUGUGGCUGUUCGGUAAAAAACAAGAAAAAAGCAACAACAAAAAAAUAUGAAAUGAUCAAAACUAGGACCCAGAUGAUUAACUGAGAAGAACCAGGGAGACACUCGUUCUCCGAGGAGAGACAAGCAGAGAGACGUCUCCUACAUGUAUCUGACUAUCUCUGGAACCAUGACUAGACCUGCUUUACUGCUGCUCAUUUAGUUCCUCUGUUUGGAAAAAACACAGAAACACGAGAGAGCCGAUCGAACAGACGCCCAGGCGGGCACGGCUCCUGUGUGUGUGUGUGUGUGUGUGUGUAUGUGCGUGUGUGUGUGUGUGCGUGCGUGCGUGAGUGAGUGCAUGUGUGUGUGUGUCAGGCCACAGCACAGGGCAGAUGAAGCACACAGACCUUUAGGGCCAUUACCCAGAAUGGGAUUAACCCAUGCAGGGUGGCCAGACUGACAACAGAGAUGAUAUAAAGAACACCAACUAUAUCUAUUUGUUCUAACCAACACAAAGGCUAAACUACAAUGGAUGACAUUCUCCAGUCCCUUAUGUCAUCCAAACGUUACCCUCAAACAUAGCUUAGAUUGAAACCUGUGAAAAGAAGGUUCUAUAAAGACACAACACAUUGGCUUUCUUUUGAAUACAAACUGAGCAUCACCUAUUUCCUUGUUUAUGAUUAGUUUUCCCCCCCAGAUUGACUACUUCUAUGUUGCCACAAUUUCAAAGUUUAAUUGUUCUUUAUGAAGUAGAAUUUGUUCUUUAUGAAGUAGAAUUUGUUCUUUACAAAGUUGUUCAGGGAUUCUUGAAACAAUUGUCUUGUCUUUCGAGAAUCCCUGAACUGAAAACCAAAGUGCUUUUGAAUACCCUUUGGCCAGUCGUGUAUGUGCCUUGAUCCAAUGCUUAUUGUAUUUAGCUUUCUAAGAAAUCACUGACUUUUUUGUCAUUCACACUUGAAUAUGAGAAAAUAUUGCAGAAUAAAAAUGGAUG
This is a messenger RNA of Oncorhynchus keta (chum salmon), 4970 nucleotides long. Its product is annotated as leucine-rich repeat transmembrane protein FLRT3-like. Lineage: Eukaryota; Metazoa; Chordata; Actinopteri; Salmoniformes; Salmonidae. Gene Ontology annotation, molecular function: protein binding. The record is from RefSeq and is a predicted model, not a curated record. The coding region runs from base 1573 to 3537 and encodes 654 amino acids. The transcript is spliced from 3 exons.